AUGCUCUAUUCAAAAGUUUUUUUGUUGAAAUCUUCAAAUUUGUUAAGACAUUCUAUUAAAAAAUUGGCAACAAAUCCAUCAAACAAAAACAAUAAUACAGUUUCAUUUGAUGUUAUUGUUAUUGGAGGUGGUCAUGCAGGAACUGAAGCUAGUGCUGCAGCUGCUCGAAUGGGGGCUAAGGUAUUACUGGUUACACAUAAAAAAAGUACAAUUGGUGAAAUGUCUUGUAAUCCAUCAUUUGGAGGAAUUGGAAAAGGAAAUCUUAUGAGAGAGGUAGAUGCUCUUGAUGGUGUAUGUUGCAAAAUAUGUGACAUGUCAGGGAUACAUUAUAAAAUAUUGAAUAAAAAAAAGGGCCCAGCAGUUUGGGGUUUAAGAGCACAAAUAGAUAGAAAUUUAUACAAACAAAAUCUCCAAACUAAACUUUUUAAUACUAGUGGACUACAAAUUUUGGAAGCAUCAGUUGAAGAUCUUUUAUUAGAUGAAGAUUAUAAAAAAUGUUGUGGAAUUAUUUUGAAAGAUGGAAGUAAAAUAAAGAGUAACACAGUUGUCAUAACAACAGGAACAUUUUUAAAAGGUCAAAUAAAUAUUGGACUUGAAACAAAACCAGCUGGACGCUUGGAUGAUGAGCCCAGUAUAAGAUUAGCCAAUACUCUUGAACAAUUAGGUUUUUCUAUAGGAAGAUUGAAAACUGGCACUCCUCCUCGCCUUGAAAAAUCAACGGUAAACUUUUUAAAAUGUAUUCAACAAGAUCCAGAUAAAGUUCCUGAACCUUUCUCUUUUAUGAAUGAUUCUGUAUGGCUGCAGCCAGAAAAACAAUUGCCGUGCUAUUUAACGUAUACUAACGAUAGUGUCACAAAAAUCGUCAGAGAAAAUCUUUACUGCAAUAGGCACGUAAUGGAAGAAAUCAAAGGCCCUAGAUAUUGUCCAAGUAUAGAGAGUAAAAUCCUCAAAUAUCCUCAACUUCAACAUCAAAUUUGGCUAGAACCAGAGGGUCUUGAUUCUCCUAUAAUUUAUCCUGCCGGGUUGUCUUGCACUUUACCAGCGGAUAAACAAGAAGAAUUAGUGAAAAGUAUUUCUGGUUUGGAGAAUGCUAAAAUUGGUAAUAUUAAAAAUAGUAUACUUGUACUGCAACACUACAAUAGUAAUAAUUUAUUAUAUUAUAUUAUAGUUAGGCCAGGAUAUGGAGUUGAGUAUGAUUACAUAGAUCCAAGACAAUUAUUUUCCACAUUAGAAACUAAAAAAAUAGCGAAUCUUUUUCUUGCUGGACAAAUAAAUGGCACCACAGGUUAUGAAGAAGCAGCUGCUCAAGGUAUUAUUGCUGGAAUUAAUGCUGCUGCUAAAGUAUUGAACAAAGCUUCUUUGAUUAUAAGUAGAACCGAAGGAUACAUUGGAGUACUAAUUGACGAUUUGACGAUAGGAGGUACAACAGAACCUUACCGAAUGUUCACCAGUAGAGCUGAAUUUAGAGUAAGCCUUAGACCUGAUAAUGCUGACGAGCGACUUACUCAAAAAGGCUACAAGAUUGGAUGUGUAUCCACAGAGCGAUAUGAAAAAACUAAAAAUUUAAUACAAAAAAUUCAAGAAAGCUUGCAACUACUAAAAUGCACAUCAAAAAAAUAUCAAGACUGGCAAAAGUUAAUAAAUUUACGUCCCAAUAAAAAAAAUCUCCAGAAAACAGCUUUUGAUAUAUUAGCUCAUGAAAAUGUAUUAUUUGAUGAGAUAGCUAUGCAUAUACCUGAACUUUAUCAUCUAAGACAUCACCCUACUUUGGCACACAGAGUAAAGAUUGAAGCAAGUUAUGCUUACGCAGUUAAAGAGCAAAUGCGAGAAGUAGCUGAAAUAAGAAAAAAUGAAAAUAUGGUGAUACCUAAAGAGAUAGAUUAUAGUAGUGAAGGAUUAAACGUCAAAGUAGAAGAUCGGAAUAAGUUUGUUGAAGCGCAACCACAAACAAUUGCUGCAGCAUAUAACAUAGCAGGCAUCACACCAUCUGCUGUUUUAAGAUUGUAUUAUCACGUAAAGCAUAUUCAACGACUCAGAGCAAAAAUGACAUGAUUAUUUAUGCCAUUUAAUGCAAAAUUAAAAUAAAUUUCUAAAUAAAAUAUUUCAUCGCUAAGAAAAAAAGCAUUAGCUUUUCGAAAUUCUUUUUAUUAUAUAUAAACUUAUAUCAAUUGUAGAUGACAAUAAUAAAUUAUAAAUUAAAAAAAAUCUUCAAUUAAUGAACAAUCAAAAGAUAAAACAUUGUAUUCAAAAGACAACAUUGGAUUUCUGGAAAUUAUCGCAUUUAAUCCGUUAA
Molecule: messenger RNA, 2293 nt
Organism: Phymastichus coffea
Lineage: Eukaryota; Metazoa; Arthropoda; Insecta; Hymenoptera; Eulophidae
Product: protein MTO1 homolog, mitochondrial
Exons: 8
Coding region: 1-2052 (683 amino acids)
Biological process (GO): tRNA methylation; tRNA wobble uridine modification
Cellular component (GO): cytosol
Molecular function (GO): flavin adenine dinucleotide binding
Source: RefSeq, a predicted model, not a curated record